AAGUAGUAAAGUGCUACUAGCAUUGUGUAUUUUUGUGGUAUGUAUUGGAAUUGGAGUUUUUUUAAUGCAUUUUGUUGAGAAAAUUGGAUGGUUUGAUUCAUUUUAUUUUUCAUUUAUGGGAGUUACUAGUGUUGGUUAUGGUGCAAAGGUGUUUGAAUCAAUUGUUGGAAGAAUUUUUGGAUCAAUUUGGUUAGUUGUUUCUAUAAUUGUUGUUAUUAGAGUUUUUAUAUUGUUUGUUGAAGUUAGAGUUGAUGAAAGGCAAAGGAAAGUGGACAAAUGGGUGAUGGAACAAGAUGUGACAGUUGAUCAGUUUCAUGAUGGUUUUGUAAGUAAAUCAGAUUAUAUGAUAUACAAAUUGAAGGAAUUGGGAAAGAUCACAGAAAAGAGAUAUAUUGCCGAUUAACAAACAAUUUGAGAGAUUGGACACUGGUAAUUGUGGAAGAAUUACUCUUUCUAAUUUUAUA
Molecule: messenger RNA, 464 nt
Organism: Solanum verrucosum
Lineage: Eukaryota; Viridiplantae; Streptophyta; Magnoliopsida; Solanales; Solanaceae
Product: two-pore potassium channel 3-like
Exons: 2
Coding region: 65-403 (112 amino acids)
Biological process (GO): stabilization of membrane potential; potassium ion transmembrane transport
Cellular component (GO): plant-type vacuole membrane
Molecular function (GO): potassium ion leak channel activity
Source: RefSeq, a predicted model, not a curated record